GCUCAGCACAGUUCUUCGUUGCUGCUGCUAGUGUCUGUUUGUGUUCCACUGAACGCUUAGCAUACCACGUUUUUGGUACUUAAUUGGAAAAAGCAAAAAAAAAAAAAAACAAGAAAGAAGCAAAGAAAAAAGAAUUCAAACCGUGAUCAGUCGGCGUUCGGUAAACGAUCGCAUACACGUAUAUAUUGAGCGCUAGUUGAAACUGCGCACAGUUUUGAAGUGAAGACGCGUUAGCGCGCUUAAGUGUUUGAAAGCAAAUAAAAACAAAAAUUUCCUCAGGAAAUGUGAACAUUUAAUUUGAAAAGCCAAAAAAAAAAAACAGAAACUCAAAAUAUAACAAAAAUUAAUAGACACUGUGAAGUGCAAAACUAAAAGUGAAGUUACAAAAAUAAAAAUACAAUAAAGUCUACAAAAUGCAUACAGUCGAAGAUAUGUUGGGCGAGAAAAACUACAGUAAAUGUCCUUUGAAGAAACGUCCCAUCAACUAUCAGUUCGAGGAGGACAACUCAACAGAUCUUGUGGAUGCAAAAAUGUCUGCGGCCACACUCAACGGCGCAGACGAUCACACAGAUCAACCCGAAAAUUUGAGUCUCAAGAAACGCGCCUACGACGCAGAUGAGUUUGUGUCCAACAGCGCGUCCACAGCUCACGACGAGCUCAUUAAUGUCAGUGAUAGCUGUGAGGAUGAGGGCGUCGACGUCGAUCACACCGAUGACGAUGCGUCCAUGGAUAUGUUGGAUGAAGAUGAUGAGGAGGAAAUCAUCGAUUGUGUUGAAAUUGAAGAACAAACCGAUGCCUCCACAAAUACCACACAAGCUGCUGCUUUGGCAGCCGCUGCUGCUGUAGCUGCUGCCGCUGUUGUAGUGCCUAAGCCCACGUAUGCUAAAUAUGGUCUUCAGCCAUGGAAUUUCCAUAUGUCUCCAUACACCGCUGAAUUCUACCGCACAAUCAAUCACCCACAUUUGGCGCAACAGAUCUCACCGCUACGUGGGGAUCUGCUCUCGCCCAGUUCGCCAUCCGCCGAUUCACUGGGUUCACUGUCGCCACCACCACAUUACCUGCAUGGACGCGCCAACUCCGUUUCGCCACCAGUGCGCUCCGAAAUCAUACAUCGGCCGAUUGGUGUGCGCCAGCUGCCACAAUCACCCUCACAGCAUACGCACCGCUUCAUGCCCUACCCGCUGCCAGCUGCCUACCACGCGCCACACACACCACACCAAACACCCGCCUACACAGCCGCGCUUAGCUACCACCAUCAUCCACAUGCGCCCAUAUCGCCUACAUACUCCGAAUCCUCGUACUACUCCAUGCGCUCCAUGACACCUGAGCCACACUGCCCCUCACUGCCUGAGGAUUUGUCGCUGAAGCACAGCGCGCUGCAAAAGACGCCACAAAAGUUGAGUGGCGAAAAACGCGACUUGUGCGCCAGCCAAAGCAGCUCCGCACCCAGCACGCCCACUACAAAGAAGGAUAAGUCGACGCCGCCGCGCUACCAAUGCCCCGACUGUCAGAAAUCCUACUCCACGUUCUCGGGCCUCACGAAACAUCAGCAAUUCCAUUGUCCCGCUGCCGAAGGUAAUCAGGUGAAGAAAUCGUUUAGCUGCAAGGAUUGCGACAAGACUUACGUCUCGUUGGGUGCGCUCAAAAUGCAUAUACGCACUCACACACUUCCCUGCAAGUGCAACAUUUGCGGUAAGGCUUUCUCACGUCCCUGGCUGCUGCAGGGUCAUAUACGCACACACACCGGUGAGAAGCCCUUCAGCUGCCAGCAUUGUCAUCGCGCCUUUGCCGAUCGCUCGAAUCUGCGCGCUCAUCUGCAGACGCACUCCGACAUCAAGAAGUACUCCUGCGGCAAUUGCUCGAAGACCUUCUCGCGCAUGUCGCUGCUGACGAAACAUUCCGAGGGCGGCUGCCCCGGCGCCAACAGCGGUAGCGGCAGCAGUUGUGCCAGCGCUGUGACGAGCGACUCGGGCGCGUCUGCGCACGAACUCCACAGCUAUCCAGUGUUCGUCGAGCAUUAAAGCGCCUGCGUUGUAAUGCAGAAAAGCUGCGCGGCCAAGCCGAGUUUGCCAUGUACCACCAAAAAUUAGUUCCUAGUUCGAAACCCACCAACCGCAACAGCAAACAACAGUGUGAAAAUAGCAUCCACAGCGCGUCUAGACAAUCUUCAUUCAAAAUGAGUACCUUAAGCGAAUAUAAGUAACUAUAUAUAUAAUAGCCCCAGUGUGCGCGUUGUUAGCCCGAAAAGAAAAAUUUAGCACAAAUAUUUAAAAAAACAAACACAUAUUUCAAUACCUCUAGUCAGCUCAAAAUAUAUAGCUAACUUCAUUACUACAAAAAAAACAAAUUUACUACUAACAGUUAACUAUUGUAAACAGGCCUUGCAUUUACCACAAACACAAUCUCAACUACUAUUUUAUAUACCAAUAAGCUCAAUUUUAAAAGCUCGAAAAUAAUUUUUAUAAAAAAAAAAAAUAAUAAUUUGUAAAUUUUGUAAAAAAUAUUUUACUUAUAAGAUAAAACUGUAAUUAGUAGUCCUAGUUAUUUUCUAGUUUUAGCUUCGAAGAAAUGUUAAAAAUUUUCUCAAAUGGGCAGCAUUUUGUAGAAAAGAAGAGUUUAUGUAAUAAGCAUACAUAUUUUUUAUAAAUAUAUUUACAAUAUAAAUUGUAUAGCAACUAUUUUUGUAAAAACUUUUCAAUCAUACCUAUAUACCUACGUAAAUAUACAUAGUAGUUAGCCAUUAGUUGCAUUUAAGCAAUCAUUAUUUUUAUAAGAAAACAUAUUUUUAGUAACAUUUAAUUGUGAAAAAAUACAAACAAAUUAUUUAUUGAAGAAGGGUUGAAGCGGAAUAUG
Zeugodacus cucurbitae (melon fly) is the source of this 2853-nucleotide messenger RNA. Its product is annotated as protein escargot. Lineage: Eukaryota; Metazoa; Arthropoda; Insecta; Diptera; Tephritidae. Gene Ontology annotation, molecular function: DNA-binding transcription factor activity, RNA polymerase II-specific; RNA polymerase II cis-regulatory region sequence-specific DNA binding. Gene Ontology annotation, biological process: regulation of DNA-templated transcription. The coding region runs from base 414 to 2021 and encodes 535 amino acids. The transcript has a single exon. The record is from RefSeq and is a predicted model, not a curated record.